AUGGAUGAUUUCACUUCGUUUGGUGAUGAUUUCUUGAAAAUUUUGGAGCUCGUACUUGAACGCUGCAAAGCGACUCACCUGGUUCUUAACUGGGAGAAGUGCCACUUCAUGGUGAAAAAGGGAAUUGUCCUGUGCCACAAAUUGACUGCACAUGGCAUUGAAGUUGAUAGAGCCAAGGUUGAUGUUCAUCAAAAACUUUUCCAGCAUUACCAAGCCGUUAAUUUCAUUGCUUGCAAAGGAUUUCAAAGCCAGCCAUUUGAGAUAAUGUGUGAUGCUAGUGAUGUAGUUGUGGGGGCAGUUCUGGGGCAAAGAAAUGAUAAGAUGUUUAGGCCCAUCUACUAUACAAGCUUGAUGUUGAAUGAUUCUCUUAAAUUAAUUGAAAUAAGGGAAGAGUUCCCUGAUGAGAAGAUUUUCUCCAUUGUUGCGGUCUCCGAAAGGUCGUCUUGGUAUGCUAAUGUAGCCAAUUUUUUGGCUAGUGGAUGGUUACCUCGUGACCUCUUUUGUGAUCAAAGAAGGAAGUUUCAAGGAGAGAUGACAAGCAUUCUGUCCCCUUGCCAUGAAGAGCAACUGGAGGACACUAUAGUGGAAACCGUACUGCAACAAAGGAGCAAUGAUGCUCGAGUGGUGUGUGAGUUCCUACGGAAGAACAUCUUUACCCGUUUUGGGACACCUCAAGUGAUUAUCAGUGAUAAUGGGUCGCACUUUGUGAACAAGCAGUUUGUUGCACUGCUGUCUAAGUAUGAGGCCACACACAAAAUAGGAACCCCGUACCAUGCCCAAACUAGUGGGCAAGUUGAAGUGGCUAACCGUGAGCUUAAACGAAUUCCUGAAAAAAUGAUUAGUGCUUCUCGCACGGAUUGGUCUGUAAAGAUGGAUGAAGCUCUAUGGGCGUAUAGAACUGCAUUCAAAACAACCAUAGGGACUUCACCGUUCAAAUUAGUUUAUAGGAAAUCAUGUCACCUACCUGUUGAGAUAGAACAUAAAGCUUAUUGGGCAAUGAAGUUGCUUAAUCUUGAUCUUAGUCUUACAGAUGAACACAAGUUAUUACAGAUGAACGAAUUGGAGGAGUUUAAACUGAACGCGUAUGAAAAUGCGCAAUUUUUAAAGGAAAAAAAUAAAGAGGUGGCAUGA
Molecule: messenger RNA, 1131 nt
Organism: Nicotiana tabacum (common tobacco)
Lineage: Eukaryota; Viridiplantae; Streptophyta; Magnoliopsida; Solanales; Solanaceae
Biological process (GO): DNA integration
Molecular function (GO): nucleic acid binding
Source: RefSeq, a predicted model, not a curated record